Carica papaya (papaya) is the source of this 3791-nucleotide messenger RNA. The record is from RefSeq and is a predicted model, not a curated record. NCBI's taxonomy places the organism in Eukaryota, Viridiplantae, Streptophyta, Magnoliopsida, Brassicales, Caricaceae.
GGAUCAACUGAAAAUCUGAGACCAAAGUCAAGCAAACCCAUUAAACUAAUCAACCCCCCAGUAAAAGAAAAUUUUUUGCUUUCGCUUCAAUUCCCAUUUAACCCAUUUGAAAAUUAUUAUUAACAAAGAAUCUCUGGGCUGAUUUGCUACUCUCUCUCUCUCUCUCUUUUUUUCUGUUUUUUUCUCUUGAACUUGUAAGUUAUUUGAAGAAACGUCUUUAAUGGACUCUAGGAAUCCUAAAACCUCUGCAAAUUUUCGAAAGCGAUUGCCUGGGUUCUUUUCCCCAAACCAAUUUCUCGCCUAUUCAUUGCUUCUUUUGUACUGUUUGUUUGUGGGUCUAUGUUAAUCUAACCUCUUUGUUCUUGCUUCAAGUUACCUGCCUCUCUCUCACUUUAGUUUACUAAUUUAUUCAUUCCUUAAUUAUUUUAACUUAAGCUCUUCAUUACCGUUCCGGAGAGGUUGGUUUAGUAAGACUUUCAGAUUUGGUGUUUUAUGGCGGUGGCAUUCAUUCUCCAACUCCUGAAACUCUGCAUCAUUACCUUCACUAUAUCUGUUGCAGGAUUUUCAGAGUAUGGCAUACCCCCAUUUUCAGCAAAUUUCCAUGCUAUUCCUCCUACAGAAGGGACAAUUGGUCCUGUCCAUCUCAGCAAUGUACCUAUCUCAGCACCUGAAUCUGAAGGGUCAGGUCUACAUGCACCCCCUGCGUCACCACCUCUUAACUCUGCUCCUGUGCCUGAGAUGGUGAACGGGCUUUUACCAUUCUUUCCACCAAGUAUUCCAGGAGAGUCGCCACAAUUGAGCUUAGCUUCUCCUCCUAUAAUUACCACUGAAGGGCGUUUACCAUCUUUAGCACCAGCUACUCAGGUAGCACCUUCACCAGUCCAUACAGUUCCUCCACCUUUUAGUGUUCAAGGAGAUGCGCCAUCUAUCUCACCAACGGCUUCUCGUGAAAAGGCUUCAGUUAAUAGAACUUCAUGGAACUCGCCAUUAUCUACACCAGCCAUCCACCCAAGUAUACCAAAUGCUUCACAUGCUCAUUCUGAUCCAAGGAAUGCACCAAAUAAGGCUCCCUCUACGGAGGCAGUUGCUCCUGUUCCAUCUGAAGCACCUAUGAAUUCACUGAAGAAUUCAUCUGCCAUCCAGCCAAAGAUACCAAGUAUAGCACCCUAUGCCAGUCCAAGUAACUCGUCAAAUAAUACCUCUCCUAAGCCUUUUCUUAGUGCUCCAGUUGCAUCUCCACCAAGGGAACUGGAACAAGCCCCAUCAGAGGUCCAGCCAAUCGUGCCAAGAUUAGCACCAUUUUUGUUGCCGAAUCCCACUACCUCACCUACAAGAUCUCCUCAAAUUUCACCUGCUAUCCACCCAAUUGUGCAUUGGGAAUCUCCAUCUACAUUAGCAGGUUGCCCUCUCUCUCCUAUAACAAAUUCACCCCCAGGCAUCAACCGGAAAAGAGACAGAAUACCAGCUGCUGUACCAUCAAAUGAAACACCAAUGCCUUUGCCACCUGUAACACAUUCUCCAAAACAAGGUUCUUCUGCCAUAGCUCCUUCUCACAAAAUCAAGAGUCAUUCCAAUGAUGCUCCUGUUCCAUCUCUUUCAGCUCCUGAAUCACCUCCUAAUGGAGGAGAUCAUUCUCCUGCAUUGUCUCCUUACAGCUCAUUUCAUAAGCAUCCGCUAGCAAGGAACAUAAUCACAAGUCCUGCUCCAGCAUCAUAUCUAAUAUCUCCUUCCCCUUCAGGACUUCAAGGUUCUUCAGUUUCCCUUUCUCCUCUGAACUUGCCAGUUCCUUCAUCAGUAACCAAUGCUUCAUCUGCUUCUUCACCAGCUCCAACAGCUGCAUCUGGCCAGACCCAUAUGCCCCUAAUUUCCCCUACAGUUUCUCCCUCUGGGUCUCCAUCAAGGAGACCAAAGGCACCGGCCUUGCCACCAAUUCGAACAUUGCCUCCUCCACCUCCUAAUGAAGAUUGUUCUACAACAAUUUGCACGGAGCCAUACACAAAUACUCCUCCUGGGUCACCAUGUGGCUGUGUCUGGCCCAUGCAGGUUGGGCUGCGCCUGAGUGUGGCACUGUAUACCUUCUUCCCAUUGGUUUCUGAGCUCGCUGAAGAAAUUGCUGCAGGAGUUUUUAUGAAACAAAGUCAAGUUCGGAUCAUGGGAGCAAAUGCUGCUAGUGAGCAACUGGAUAAAACUAUUAUCCUCAUUGACUUGUAUGUGCAUUAUCCAGGCCUACCUCCAUCUCCACCUUCUGCCCCUUCAAACAUUACCAUAUUAGAUGGCGGGCCAUAUUCUGGGCAUGACAAUAAUGGAAGGACAAUAAAGCCCCUAGGUGUUGAUGUCCAGAAGAAACGGCGUAACAAUGAUCUUAGCAGUGGCAUGAUUGCUGUUGUUGUUCUGUCUGGCUCAGUAGCUUUGCUUUUGUGCUCUGCUGUUGCUUGGGUUUUGCUAGUGAAAAACAGGGAUCGUCCUUGUCAACCGGUACCAACUCAACAGCCCAUGCUACUUUCCCUUGCAAAACCAUCAGGUAAUAUUAAUAUAUCAAGCAACAUCUUGUUGGAACAAGAUUUCACACCCAAAGUGUCUGAUUUUGGUUUGGCUCGAACUGCCAUGGAUGAGGAGAGCAGACACAUAUCGACACGUGUCAUGGGAACUUUCGGGUACGUGGCUCCGGAGUAUGCAAUGACAGGGCAUCUUCUGGUGAAGAGUGAUGUAUACAGCUAUGGUGUUGUCCUUCUUGAGCUCCUUACUGGAAGAAAACCAGUGGAUAUGUCACAGCCACCAGGUCAAGAGAAUCUAGUUGCAUGGGCCCGACCGCUCCUCACUAGUAAAGAAGGACUUGAAUCAAUUGUGGAUCCAUCUCUUGGAGCAAAUGUGCCUUUUGAUAGUGUGGCGAAAGUAGCAGCAAUUGCUUCGAUGUGCGUUCAACCAGAGGUAUCAAACCGUCCUUUUAUGGGCGAGGUUGUUCAGGCCUUAAAACUUGUAUGCAACGAGUGUGAUGAGGCAAAAGAAAUGGAUUCAAGAAGGUCUAGCCAUGACGACUUGUCCAUAGAUAUGUGUGCUAGAGUAAGUGUUGGCUCGGGACAGUUGCCGGAUCCUUCGCAAGACCAUUAUGCAGUUGCAAACAAUGAUUCCGAACCUGAUAUUGAGAUAGGACUGUCCGCAUCAGAUUUAUUCAAUGCAUCUGCAGGAUUUGAGAGGCAGGUCUCUGGAUCUUUUAGGAGACACUCUAGUUCAGGUCCCUUGAGAACAGGAAGAAGCCAACAGUUUUGGCAAACAAUUAGGAGAUUUUCUGGAGGAAGUGUGAGUGACCAUGGAGUUAUGUUGAAGCCAAGAUCCGGAUCACGUUGACGGUAUCUAUGCUUGCAUAUAUUCAUUUCUUUCAUUUUUAAAGGCUAUGUUCAAGGCAAAUCCACAAAUCCUAUAGAAUUACUUUGCAAAUUCACACUUAUUUUAAUUGAAAGAAAUGCAUAAUUCCAUCAAUAGAUGAUAAAAACACUCCUAACGGAAUUCUUUAUGAAAUUAGGACAAUACUUUCCAAAUUUAAUCUGAUUUAGUGGAAUUUGGAAUGCAUUAUUCUAGUUUCCUAUAAAAUUCCUUAUGGUGUCAUUUUUGUACUUUUAUUUAUUUUCUAAUUGAAGUAAGUGUGGAUUUACGAAUAAAUUUUUAGAUAAAUUUUGGAUUUGUUGUGAAUAUAGCCUAAAUCUAAAAUUCAUUAUCACAAGCAGCCUUGGGUUCUCCAUGGAUACAAUGGUAGGUUGUCCAAAAUAAGAAAGUUCUUUGUUGAAAGGGAAAAA